Stylophora pistillata is the source of this 1884-nucleotide messenger RNA. Its product is annotated as bis(5'-adenosyl)-triphosphatase enpp4. NCBI's taxonomy places the organism in Eukaryota, Metazoa, Cnidaria, Anthozoa, Scleractinia, Pocilloporidae. The record is from RefSeq and is a predicted model, not a curated record.
CAGCCAAUGAUUACCCUCAGCAUUUACCCAUUGAGAAUAUCCCCAACAGGUGGACAAUUUGCUCUUUUUAAUUUAUUUUUCCUGUCUUUCCUUGUUCUACUUUAGCUAAAAUGGUAUUUCUGAAAAUUUUCUUUUUCAUUUCAUGCUUUCAUUGGUUUAACUGCGUUUAUUCUAUGCGAAAGGAUACUGUAAUUUUGGUGUCCUUUGAUGGGUUCCGCUGGGACUACCUGGACAUGCAUCGAACUGCCACGAAGAAUUUCUCCUCCAUCAUGAAACAAGGGGUACGGGCUGAAUAUGUCAGGAACGUUUUUCCAACGGUAACUUUUCCUAAUCACUACACUAUUGUCACAGGGCUUUAUCCUGAAAGCCACGGUAUAAUAUCAAAUUCGUUCUACGACGCGAUUGCAAACAAAUCUUUUGACAUGAACACGAACUGUUCCGAAUGGUGGGACAAAUUUGCUGAACCUCUUUGGGUGACAAGCGAGAAACAAGGAGAGAAAAGUGGUAUGUGUUUUUGGCCGGGCUAUGAUGUGGUUUACAAGGGCCAAAAACCGUCUUUUACUCCGAGCGAAUUUGGAUUUGGGAGACCUUUUGCAGCUCGUGAAAACGAAACUAUUCCUCCCUGGAAGUGGCGGGUUGAUUUGGUUUUAAAAUGGUUGAAAGAUCCAGACCCACCUUCUUUUGUAACUUUAUACUUUGAAGAGCCGGACGAAGCCGGCCACUGUUGCGGCCCUGACUCAGUAAAUGUUACAGAAGAGAUUGGAAGAGACGAUGAAAUUACAGGUUAUCUCUUGCAAGAAUUACGCAAAUCAAAUUUAACGGAUUCGGUUAAUUUGAUUAUAACAGCUGAUCACGGCACUGCUAUGUACAAUUUAAGCACGGUAUUGGACUUUCAUGAGUAUUUACCACCAGAUUAUUCAUUGUGGAUUGCAGGUGGGGCUUACUUUUCAUUCGAUGCCACCAAUUUAACAGGAGCAUAUGAUAGGUUAAAGAAGGCAGAGAAACAUAACUCGCACUUUAGUGUAUACAGAAAAGAGGAACUCCCGGAAGAACUUCAUUUCAAACACAGUAGGUUUGUUGCUGAAAUUAAUGUCAUCUUGGAAGAAGGUUGGUUAGCAGCAUUGGAACCCUACAAUCAUUCCUUGAAGGUAGUCACAAAAGGAACUCAUGGCUGGUGCCCAUCCACACCAUCAAUGCAUCCUUUCUUCUUAGCACAAGGCCCAGCUUUUAAGCAAGGAUAUAAGAGUGGUCCUAUCGAGAUGGUUGACAUCUAUCCAUUGAUUUGCCAUUUACUUGGCAUAGACCCUUUGCCUAACAAUGGCUCACUCAGUCGCAUUGAACACUUGCUGAAAGUUGCACCAAAUUCUUCACACUCAAAUGCCCACUGGCUAACAACUGGAGAAAUUGUUGCUAUAGUUAUUGGUUCAGCUAUCGCUUUGACAGUUUGUAUGUAUGCAAUUUUAAUGAUACAAAGGGACCGUCGACGACAUAUGAUAAGAAGUAAUAGAUCUGGUGAGGGUAACCAGCCAUUACUGUUUGGAGAUGAAGAUGAUGAAAAUAUCAUUUAAUAUCUUACCAAAGUGGUCCACUGUCAAAAAUAUCAGUGUUCACCUUGAGAAUCCCAAGGUAAUUUAUGGUCACUGGUAUUUUCUAGCAGUUCCAUUACAAUAUCCAGCAAAGGAUGGAGAGAAUAGACUGAAUUAAUCAGUUAAUGAAUUAUGUUGCUGAAACAAAGUUCUCCCAACUAAUUUUACAAGAAAAUGUAGAGAACCUAAAAGGGAGAAUCACUUAUCAGAUAAAGGCAAAGGAUUAAAUAGAGGAUAUUACAUGGCCACUUGGGGAUACGAAUUUUAUCUUUGAGUGCUGAAAGUAUCUCUCACUCGU